This is a messenger RNA of Colletotrichum orchidophilum, 426 nucleotides long. RefSeq lists its product as uncharacterized. The record is from RefSeq and is a predicted model, not a curated record. The transcript has 2 exons. Lineage: Eukaryota; Fungi; Ascomycota; Sordariomycetes; Glomerellales; Glomerellaceae. The coding region runs from base 1 to 426 and encodes 141 amino acids.
AUGUCGACCCCCGUCCAACACGUCAAGUACGUCGAUGGCCAGCAGUACUACAAAGCAAGCGACGGGCAAUGGUAUCCUUCUACAAUAUCAUCCUACUCAAACACAACCCAGGCUACGACGCAAGGGUAUCAUCAAGGCCAACAUGUCGAGCAACGCCCAAGCUACCAGCAGUAUGCAGACAACUCAGCAGAAGCCGGAAGCUUCCACGGAGGUGCGAAUUCGUACGCCGAGGACGACAUCACGGCAGCCUCUCCAUCCACUCGAACGGGAGAAAAAGAAACGGCCAGAUAUGUCAAGAAGCAAGAGAAGGAGCAAAAACAGCGGGAGGCGCUGCGCGGAGGCAGUUCAUCGUCUCGCAAGAGACACAAGAAGGCGACUGAGAAAAAGAUUGCUGAAACUUUGAAGCCGUUCUACGGUAGUAAGUAG